Molecule: messenger RNA, 2658 nt
Organism: Prorocentrum cordatum
Lineage: Eukaryota; Dinophyceae; Prorocentrales; Prorocentraceae
Source: the annotation of a GenBank genome assembly
AUGGCCGCCCCUUUCCCGAAGUUCUUGCGGCAAGGCGGGGAUGCCACGGGCCUCGCCGUGAAUGCCCCGCAUAUCGUGCUGACGUUGAGCCCGCCGAGUUUUUCUGUGGCCAGGCGAGAAUGGUUCGCCGCGCUCUCGGAUGCAGAGCCGCGGAAAGUAUCCCAGCGCGGAGCUGAGGGUGACUUGGCGCCAGAAGCUGGGGAGAUCGCCGAGGGGAAUCGCCUCCUUUGCCCCGGGUGCGGCAGAAUGCGCAACGUGGGGAAGGGGCUCGAGAGCCAUCGAUUUGCGGGGCGCUCCAUCGGAGCCGAUCAGUGCCUCCACCACGGCUUGCCGACCACGCUCGCGAACGCAGCGGGGGCGACCCAGAGGAUGGGCGCGGUGGAGGCCGACGCUGGGCCAGGACGAGAAGAGGGGCGAGGAGAAGCCAAAGGCAUCGCGAAGCAGGACAGGCCAAUGGCGCCGCUGCUGCUCCAACGCGACGACGGCGUCCGCAGCUCAGCCGGGGGCGAGAUCUUGGUCGCCAAGUGGAGGGCCAGCCUCCAGAUGCAGUUGGCGCUGGCGGCAGGGGCCAAUCAUUGCCAGAAGACGGGCACGGGCGCCCGCGACAAGGACGAGGGGGGAAAGCGCCGCGGCAACCCACUCGGGGCAAAACCAUACGCGUACGUCCGCUUGCCGAUCUCCAGGAUGAGCGAGGCGGCGGCGGGGAAGCCAGCGGAGGCGAAGCAGGCCACCGCCAAAGGGAGCAGCCACCCGGUCGGCCCCGCGGGGCAGCUGCGGGAGGCGCUGGAAAGCGCGCAGAGGGCCGACGUCGACCUCCAGGAUUACAGGACCUACAUCAUGGGUGGACAUCCAGAGCGAGCCCAAAAGAAGGCACGGGUGGCCACCGAGGAGUAUUGCUUCGCGCAGCAAGCAGCAGUUCAGGCAAAACAGCGCCUUUCACACUUCGAGGUGCCAGACCUGCUUCGAUGGCGCCAGCCGCCACGUUUCCCGGCAUUGCGCGUGGCGACGCGCAACCUGCCCGGGCCCGAAGUGCCCGGGCAGCUAGGGGGGGCGACUGUUGGGGGCAAUCGUGGCCCCUCCUAUCACAGUAUGUCCAUCGCGGCCGACAACUCCCGGCAGAACAGCAUCGCCAGUCCUACCUGCAAGGAUUGCGGCGCGCCGCAGCCAGCCGCGCCCAAGGUCAGGAGGGGCGACGGCUUGACGCCCGCCGCGGAGAUGGCCCCGCAGUGCCCGCCCCCGCCGGCCAACCCGCCAGACCGCAGGAACUGGGCCCCGCGCGAGCUGUCAGAGCGGCUGCAGGAGCUGGACAUCCGCCCCUGGAUGCCAUUCAACCAGCCCCCGCGCCCACGCCCGCGGACCGCCGGGACCCACCCCGAAGCGCUGCUGCAGAGAGAGGCCACCGCCGCCGAAGCUCGAGGGCCAUCGCCGCCCGCCCGCCCGGCGCACGCGGGCGCGCGCGCCCCGGGCGACCAAGUUGCCGAACUCAGCGGGGGUGCCAGACUGCGCGCGAGACGCUCGGAGGCGCCCCAGAACAACAUCGCGGGCAUGGCCAUGAACGGGCCGUGGAACAGCGCCGCGGGCAACCCCGAGAUCGGCGGCUUCGUCGCCGACGCCGCGGCAACCAUGCCCACAACGACCACGGGCAUGCCUACCGUGCGCGAGCUGGCGGAGAUGCCCGUUGAAGAACCACGUAUCGGCAUUCGCAUAGGGGCCGCGGCUGCUGGCAUCCAGUGCGACGCGAUCUGCAAGCUAGUCGGCGCCAUCAGCGGCAUCCACAGUGGCCCGACCGGCCCGCAAUUCGAUAUAAACGUUGGCAAGAUCACCAGGGACAGCAUCGGCAGCGCGAGCAAAUCGGAGGCGAUGUGCGACCGCGCCGUGGACCCUCAUCGCACCGACCGCCUCGAGCAGGACCAGCUGUACAGCAUCUCUGCAUGCCCAGUGGCUGAGGGCCGCAGGGGCUUGCCUUCCCUGUCCUACGCCCGACGUGACUGCGACGAGGUCCAAAGAGAUGUCCAGGCUGGCCCGCGCUACAACCCGACGGGAGCACCAGUGCCGUUGUCAACUUCAUAUUUCCGGCAGGACAUUGCCGAGGUCGACCCAUUUGACACGAGGCACCCAGCACUGCACUCCGACACUACGUCCAUCCAGGACGGGAACGGAGAGCGCUAUCCGGGUUGCGACAGCAUGGAUUACAUCAAGGGCGCCGCCGCCCGCCCGCAGCGAGCGAUGCUCGCGCGCCUCGCCGGGCUCGGCGCCCGCGCCGCGGCCCGCCGCGUCCAGCCGUCGCCGCACGCCCGUGCUGGGCAGCGGUUCUUCUCCGAGUACGAGGGGCAGAAUGUCACCGACGACCAGCUGGUGAAGAAGUCCGACGACUGGGCCAUCGAGGAGACGAACUUUUGCCUCGGCCGGACGAGCUUCGUCCGCUUCAAGGAGACCGACGACCUUGCGCGCCGCACCAAGCACCUCAUGGACACGCAGCUCGCCAAGCAGCACACCCGCCUGCGCGACGGCACGGUCAUCCCGUACACCGCCCUGUUCCUGACCGACGUCUUGGACAAGCCAGGCCCUGUGCACAUCUUCACGGAGCAGCCGCUGCUCAAGUGGACUUGGGACGAGACGUACGACGAGGCCUACGAGAAGCCCGAGGGCGCCAAGUGA